AUGCUCACAGAAGUGUUCGGCAAUGUGAGAGAUGUUGACUCAAUGACGGUGUGUUUUGGCAUGAUGAAAGAUCACUGUUCAAGCACUGGGAGAAUGGUGGCUUUUGAUGGUUCCAUACUCUGCCUGCUUGUUAAGCUAGAUGUGAUGGCUGUUCUCAAAAGUUUGAGGCGAACAGAAAUUGAGGAAAUAGAAAUCAAAAACCUGAUAACAAAGAUGUUGCCACCCAGCUCUGAUCUUUGCAUCCCUUUCUACAAUAUGGUACUCAGAAGGAAUUCCUUAAAGGUAAUGAAAAUUUUUGGACUGAAAAAUGUGGGCCGAAAUUUAGAUUCAGAAAGUGCAGUCGUUCUUGUCAAAUAUAUGUUGCAAGUGUGGCCAGGCUAUUUCACCUGCGUUUAGCGCGCAGAUGGAGGUCUGUACCUGUCUGUGGACGGGACUCGCAAAGUUUUGCAGACUGACUCUGUGUUGGAUGUCAUGAACAUUUUGUACCAGCAUAGUAAGGAAAACUUCCAAAAUGAAUGAACCAAAGAACUUGUUGGUAGCAUUGUUAUCACCGGCUACAACAACCACACCUACCGCAUAGAUGCCAUUGAACAGAACAAGUCUCCCAAGGACACUUUCACUUUGAUGGAUGGCACAAAAACCGCCUUUUUGUAAUACUACAGCAAGAGCUAUGGGAUCACAAUUAAAGAGAUGAACCAACCUUUACGCAUGCACAAGCUAAGGAGAGGUCUAAGACAGGAAGGAAGGUAA
Messenger RNA from Melanotaenia boesemani (Boeseman's rainbowfish), 750 nucleotides. It is a transcript of the gene piwil2, whose product is annotated as piwi-like RNA-mediated gene silencing 2. Gene Ontology annotation, biological process: regulatory ncRNA-mediated gene silencing. Gene Ontology annotation, cellular component: P granule. Lineage: Eukaryota; Metazoa; Chordata; Actinopteri; Atheriniformes; Melanotaeniidae. The record is from RefSeq and is a predicted model, not a curated record. Gene Ontology annotation, molecular function: protein binding; piRNA binding. The transcript is spliced from 7 exons.